AUGGGUGUCGUGGACAAGAAGGCUUCUCUGGAAGGAGGGCUGGCCCGCUAUGUGCUGGGAGACAGAGCAGAGAAACGUAUGCUGCACAUUUCAGCCCGAGACUUGCUGGGGCACCAGCGCUCUGGGGACAACAGCUGCCUGGGCCUGCUGCUGCUGCUCACUGGCUGUCUCGCGCCUGCCCAGGCUGACCUGCUGGGCCUGGUCUGGCCGUGGUCCACUAGGACCACAGGCCCCACAGCCUCACUGGUCUCUGAGCCCCAGGGCAGCCCAUCUGUGCGGCCCACUGCAGAUACCACCACACAUGAUGUCCCCCAAGAUGGCUCCUUGGAACAAGAGACAACUCGUGCCAGCCCUGGGUUGCCCUUGCAGGGGCUGGCGUCUGACUGGGACAGGGCCCCCGCUGCUGUGGCUGCCUCUGCUGCAAGUCCCGACAUGAAGGAGGAGAACAUCGCAGGCGUCGGAGCCAGAAUCCUGAAUGUGGCUCAGGGUAUCCGGAGCUUCGUCCAGCUGUGGGAGGACACCCCUCCCACCGAGCGUUCCGCUGAAGCAGAGACGCUGGCCUCCGAGAUCCCCACGGGCACCUUUGACCUCCCAGGGUCCUCCAGCACCCCUCAGGAGAACAAGACCGCUCUCUGGCCUAGCAGCAUUGCUCCAAGCUCCCUGGGCUCCCAGACAACCAUGGCUGGCACCCUGCCAGUGCCCACUCAGUCACCUUCCUCCCUGGGCAGACCCCAGCCACCACUCAGGGAGUCAUCAGGUAGAGCUUCUCUCUCUGUGCUGGGCGGGGCCCCUCCCUGGGGAAGCCAGCAGUCCCCAGGCCAACCUGAGGAUCCGAAUGGUGAAGGACUCCUGCGUGCAGCAGCCGGUCCCAUCCAGCAGCACCGACAUCCUGACAUCCGCAGACUCUGGCCCCUUCUGCAACCUCUGGUGACGGGUUCUCUGGGCACGGGUUCUCUGAGUGCGUCCACGGCCUCCUCUGCUCACUCCUCUGCACCUCCGGCCGGGUCGGCUCGAAUUGCAGUUGCAGCUUUACUUGGGGACAGCAGCGCUUGGGCUUCCCACGUGGCUCACUCUGCGGGGCCUGGUUUUGCUAAUAUCUCUGCUCUGCUCGGGGCUGACCCCCUGGCCCCUGCCGGCCACUGCCUGCCCCUGCCGUCCUCCCUCCUGGUCUGCGGCCACCUGGGCAUUGGGCACUCCUGGCUGCCCAACCACCUCCAGCACCAGAGCAGUGAAGAGGUGGAGGCUGCUGCACAGGCCUGGGAGGGCCUCCUUCGGACUCGCUGCCACCCCUUCCUCACCUGGUUCUUCUGCCUGCUGCUGGCCCCACCAUGCGGCUCUGGGCCCCUGCCUGCCCUGCCACCCUGCCGCCAGUUCUGUGAGGCCUUGGAGGAUGCAUGCUGGGGCCACCUGGCAGGGGACCGGCUUCCAGUCCCUUGUGCCUCACUCCCAGCCCAGGAGGAUGGGGACUGCGUGUUCAUUGGGCCGGCAGCAGGUAACCGGCCGGCCACGUCCUCCCCACCCUUUCCUUUUUGCCUUGCCAGUUUGUGGAUUCUGGAGAUGGGUAGCAGCCAUACCAUGGGUACUGCCUUGCCUUAUCCUUGCAACAAGCUGUUUGGCAGAAUCUUUGAACAUUUUAUACCAGAGCAUGUCAACGAGGAGGUGGGGCUGCUGCAGCUUCUCGGGGAGCCUCCACCCCAACAGGUGGCCCGGAUCGAGGACCCCGAAGUAGGGCCGGCCUAUGUCUUCGGAGCAGAUGCCAGCGGUGGCCGUGCAGCACGGUUCCACUUCCCCAGCCCCUUCUUCCGUGAUUUCUCGCUGCUGUUUCAUGUGCGGCCAGCUGCACCGGGCUCAGGGGUGCUGUUUGCCAUCACAGAUGCAGCACAGGCUGUGGUCUUGCUGGGCGUGAAGCUCUCAGCAGUACAGGAUGGGCACCAAUACCUGACGCUGCUCUACACUGAGCCGGGUGCCAGUCAGACUCACACAGCUGCCCGCUUCCGCCUGCCCACCCUGGUUGGCCAGUGGACGCGCCUUGCACUCAGCGUGGAUGGCAGCUCCGUGGCACUCUACGUGGACUGCGAGGAGGUCCAGAGGGCACCACUGGCUCGAUCUUCACGGGGCCUGGAGCUGGAGCCUGGAGCUGGCCUCUUUGUGGCCCAGGCCGGCGAAGCAGAUCCUGACAAGUUCCAGGGGAUGGUUGCGGAGCUGCGGGUGCGUGCGGACCCCCAGGUGAGCCCCCUGCACUGCCUGGACGAGGAAGAUGAUGACACGGAUGGGGCGUCUGGAGACUUCGGGAGUGGGCUUGAGGAGACCCAGAAGUCGCUCAGGGAGGACACAGUUGCAGCCAUAACGCCCAGCCUCCCCAGGCCACCACCGGUCACAUCUCCACCUUUGGCCGGGGGCAGUAGCACAGAAGAUUCCAGAAUGGAUGAAAUUGAAGAAGAAACCACAGAGUCUUCAUUAGGAGCCCAGACCCUUCCUGGCUCAGCCUCAGUUUCCACAUGGGACGGGAGUGUCCCGAACCCUGGGGGUGACCUGGAACAGGGAGGCCUGCAGGGGCAGAAGUGGGAGCUGGGCACCCAGGGCCUGCCCAGCCCUGUUGGCCCUCAGGGUCCUUCAGGCCCAGUGGUGCAGAGCCCGGAGGCACAGCCCAUGCCUGGGCCACAGGGACCCCCCGGACCCCCAGGGCUGCCAGGGAAAGAUGGCACCCCAGGAAAGGAUGGUGAGCCGGGUGACCCGGGCGAAGAUGGAAGACCGGGUGACACAGGGCCACAGGGUUUCCCAGGCACUCCAGGAGAGGUGGGCCCCAAAGGUGAGAAGGGGGAUCCUGGAGUUGGGUCAAGAGGACCUCCAGGACCCCAAGGGCCUCCAGGGCCACCGGGACCGUCCUUCAGACACGACAAGCUGACUUUCAUUGACAUGGAGGGGUCUGGCUUCGGGGGUGACCUGGAGACCCUCAGGGGCCCACGAGGCUUCCCCGGCCCUCCGGGGCCCCCAGGAGUGCCAGGCCUGCCCGGUGAGCCAGGCCGUUUUGGAACGAACAGCUCCAUCUCUCCAGGACCUGCAGGCCUUCCUGGUGUGCCUGGACGGGAUGGACCCCGCGGCUUUCCUGGCCUCCCAGGGCCCCCAGGUCCUCCAGGACGGGAGGGACAACCAGGAGAGACUGGCCAGAAAGGCAGCAUCGGUGAAGCAGGCGCCCCAGGACCCAAGGGCAGCAAGGGAGAUCCAGGCCCUGUUGGUGCUCCUGGGGAGAACGGCUUGGCAGGACCCCCGGGACCGGCUGGACCACAGGGACCCCCUGGACCCCCUGGACCACCAGGACCAGGAUUCGCUGCUGGAUUUGAUGACAUGGAAGGCUCCGGGGGACCUUUUUUGGCAGCAGCCCGAGGAGUGGAAGGGCCACAGGGACUGCCUGGCCUACCAGGACUGAAGGGGGAUCCUGGACCAGCUGGGUCACCUGGGAUUAAGGGAGAAGUUGGAGCAAACGGAGCCCCUGGGCCCCCAGGCCUCCCCGGCAGAGAGGGCACUGCUGGCCCCCAGGGGCCAAAAGGAGAUAAAGGAAGCCAGGGAGAAAAAGGUGACCCAGGGAAGGACGGAGUGGGGCAUCCAGGCCUCCCCGGGCCCCCUGGACCCCCUGGACCUGUGGUCUACGUGUCAGAGAAGGACAGCGCAGUGGCCAGUGUGCCAGGACCCGAGGGCCGGCAGGGGUACGCAGGCUUUCCUGGACCUGCUGGGCCGAAGGGUGACCUGGGCUCCAAAGGCGAGCGGGGCUUCCCGGGACCCAAGGGUGAAAAGGGUGAACCUGGCAGUAUCUUCAGUCCUGAUGGCAGAGCUCUGGCCCUCGCCCAGAAAGGAGCCAAGGGAGAGCCAGGCUUCCGAGGACCCCCGGGUCCAUACGGACGGCCUGGGUACAAGGGAGAGAUCGGCUUCCCUGGACGGCCGGGCCGCCCUGGCAUGAAUGGAUUAAAAGGAGAGAAAGGGGAGCCAGGAGAUGCCAGCACUGGAUUCAGCAUGAGGGGAAUGCCCGGACCCCCAGGCCCUCCAGGACCCCCAGGCCCUCCUGGGACUCCUGUCUAUGACAGCAACGCCUUUGUGGAGUCAGGACGCCCUGGGCCUCCAGGACUGCCAGGGUACCAGGGGCCUCCUGGAGCAAAAGGUGACAAAGGAGAAGUGGGCCCACCCGGACCACCAGGGCAGUUCCCGAUUGACCUGCUUCACUUGGAGGCUGAGAUGAAGGGGGAGAAGGGAGAACGAGGGGACACUGGACAGAAAGGGGAAAGGGGGGAGCCUGGUGGCGGUGGCUUCUUCAGCUCAAGUGUGCCUGGCCCCCCUGGCCCUCCAGGCCCCCCGGGCUACCCUGGGAUUCCGGGUCCCAAGGGAGAGAGCAUCCGAGGUCAGCCCGGCCCACCUGGACCUCAGGGACCCCCUGGCAUUGGUUAUGAGGGACGCCAGGGCCCUCCUGGGCCCCCCGGCCCUCCAGGACCCCCUUCGUUUCCUGGCCCUCACAGACAGACCAUCAGUGUCCCUGGGCCUCCAGGCCCUCCUGGCCCUCCAGGGCCUCCUGGAGCCAUGGGCGCCUCCUCAGGGCAGGUGAGGAUCUGGGCCUCGUACCAGGCCAUGCUGGGCAAGGUGCAUGAGGUGCCUGAGGGCUGGCUGCUCUUCGUGGCAGAGAGGGAGGAGCUCUUUGUCCGUGUCCGGAAUGGAUUCCGGAAGGUCCUGCUGGAGGACCGAACACCACUUCCAGGUGGGAUGCCCCCUGUGGUGCAGCUACACCAGGGCAACCCAUACCCCAAGAGAGAGCAACCCCACUCCACUCUGCGGCCCUGGAGGGCAGAUGACUUCCUGGCCAAUCCCCCGCGCCUGCCAAAUCCCCAGCCCUACCCUGGAGUUCCGUACCAUGGCUCCUACGUGCACCUCAGGCCAGCACACCCCACGAGCUCUCCUGCUCAUACGCACCAGGACUUCCAGCCAGUGUUGCACCUGGUGGCACUCAACGGCCCGCUGUCAGGCGGCAUGCGUGGCAUCCGCGGAGCCGACUUCCAGUGCUUCCAGCAGGCGCGUGCCGUGGGGUUGGCCGGCACCUUCCGCGCCUUCUUAUCCUCCCGGCUGCAGGACCUUUACAGCAUCGUGCGCCGUGCUGACCGUGGGGCUGUGCCCAUUGUCAACCUCAAGGACGAAGUGCUGUUCCCCAACUGGGAGGCCCUGUUCUCAGGCUCUGAGGGCCAGCUGCCACCUGCAGCUCGCAUCUUCUCUUUUGAUGGCAGAGACGUCCUGAGGCACCCCGCCUGGCCCCAGAAGAGCGUGUGGCACGGUUCAGACCCCAGUGGUCGCCGGCUGACUGAGAGCUACUGUGAGACGUGGAGGACAGAGGCUGCCUCAGCCACAGGCCAGGCCUCCUCACUGCUGGCAGGCAGGCUGCUGGGGCAGGAGGCCGUGAGCUGCCAAAAUGCCUAUGUUGUGCUCUGCAUCGAGAACAGCUUCAUGAGCUCCUCCUCCAAGUAGGGCCUCUGCUCGGACCACACGGGACAGAGUCAAGGAGGAGACAGGUACAGGGUGCGGCGAAAGCCACACUGCCGGCAGGGAGCGGGCCUACACCCAGGGCCCAGCCGGGACACUUUCCUGUAUUGCUCACAUUUCAUGUAAUCCUCAGAAAUAAAAGGAAGCCAAAGAGUGUUUUUUAAAAAGUUGAAAA
This is a messenger RNA of Tupaia belangeri chinensis (Chinese tree shrew), 5689 nucleotides long. It is a transcript of the gene COL18A1, whose product is annotated as collagen type XVIII alpha 1 chain. The record is from RefSeq and is a predicted model, not a curated record. Gene Ontology annotation, cellular component: collagen type IX trimer. Gene Ontology annotation, molecular function: protein binding; extracellular matrix structural constituent conferring tensile strength. The transcript has 43 exons. Bases 1 to 5499 code for a protein of 1832 amino acids. Lineage: Eukaryota; Metazoa; Chordata; Mammalia; Scandentia; Tupaiidae. Gene Ontology annotation, biological process: extracellular matrix organization.